Messenger RNA from Pelmatolapia mariae (spotted tilapia), 264 nucleotides. RefSeq names its product S100 calcium binding protein W (gene s100w). The transcript has 2 exons. The coding region runs from base 1 to 264 and encodes 87 amino acids. Gene Ontology annotation, molecular function: transition metal ion binding; calcium-dependent protein binding; calcium ion binding. NCBI's taxonomy places the organism in Eukaryota, Metazoa, Chordata, Actinopteri, Cichliformes, Cichlidae. The record is from RefSeq and is a predicted model, not a curated record. Gene Ontology annotation, cellular component: perinuclear region of cytoplasm.
AUGGAGUCGGCCAUUAAUGCGCUGGUGUCUGGGUUCAAGGCCUAUGCUGGCAGGGAUGGUUCCUCUGACACGCUGAGCAGAGAUGAGUUUUACAGACUGGUGUCAUCAGAGCUCCCUAACUUCGUCAAGAAAGCUGAUGACCCUGCUGCCAUUGACCAACUUAUGAUCUCAUUGGACAAGAACAAUGAUGGAGAGCUCAACUUCUUGGAAUUCUGGCAGCUGAUUGGGCAACUUGCGAGCAAGCAUGGGAGGUUUAGCCAAUAG